AUGGAGGCUGAGGGGCCGCCCCAGGCCAGGAGGUGCUACCAGGAGGCGCUGGGGAAACUCUUCCCUCGCCUCUGCUUCCUCUGCUCCUUGGUGACCUACGCGCUGGUGGGUGCCCUGCUCUUCUCGGCCAUCGAGGGUGGCCAGGACCGGGGGGCAGGGGACCCAGAGUUCGAGGAUUUCUUGGAGGAUCUCUGUGGCGUCUUGAAAUGCAACAGAACUGUCAUGGAGGACAGGAAACUGGACCUCAGGAGGCUGCUCUCCAGGGUGAAGCCCCAGUGGCUUAGCACGUCCACAGACUGGUCCUUCCUGAGCUCCCUCUUUUUCUGCUGCACAGUGAUCAGCACCGUGGGUUACAGUCAUGUCUACCCGGUCACCAGGCUCGGCAAGUACUUGUGCAUGCUCUACGCUCUCUUCGGCAUCCCCCUGAUGGUCCUGGUCCUCGCGGACACGGGCGACAUCCUGGCAACCGCCUUGUCUACGUCUUAUAAUCGGUUCCGAAAACUCUCAUUCCUCAGCCCUCCCCUUCCCAGAUGGUGCUCCCGACUGCGUGGCAGGAGAAGGCCGGACGCCAAGCCCACGGACCAAGCCAUGCCCCAGAUCGUCAUUACUGCCCAAGAGCCCCCGGACCCUAAACCCGGCAGGGGUCCCGCAGCCCCGAGCAGCAACGUGGAGCUGCUCGAGAGGCUUCUUGCCGGAGAGAAGCAGAACACACUGCACCUGCCCCCGCGGGCCGUGGUGAGGAGCACCUCCUGCCCCGAGCUGGUGUCAGGGACGCUCUCGUGCUCCAUCAUCAGCAACCUGGACGAGGUGGGCCAGCAGGUGGAGAGGCUGGACGUGCCCCUGCCCGUCAUCGCCCUCGUCGUCUUCGCCUACAUCUCCUGCGCCGCCGCCGUCCUCCCCACCUGGGAGAAGGCCCUGGACUUCCAGGACGCCUUCUACUUCUGCUUUGUCACGCUCACCACCAUCGGGUUUGGGGACACUGUUUUAGAGCACCCUCACUUCUUCUUGUUUUUCUCCCUCUACAUCAUCAUCGGGAUGGAGAUUAUGUGCAUUGCUUUCAAGUUGGUGGAGAACAGGCUGAUUCACAUGUACAAAAAUCUCAUGCUGUUCUUUACAAAAGAGAAGUUUUCGGACGCUGCUGAAACGUGA
Molecule: messenger RNA, 1149 nt
Organism: Molossus molossus (Pallas's mastiff bat)
Lineage: Eukaryota; Metazoa; Chordata; Mammalia; Chiroptera; Molossidae
Gene: KCNK18
Product: potassium two pore domain channel subfamily K member 18
Exons: 3
Coding region: 1-1149 (382 amino acids)
Biological process (GO): potassium ion transmembrane transport; stabilization of membrane potential
Cellular component (GO): membrane
Molecular function (GO): potassium ion leak channel activity
Source: RefSeq, a predicted model, not a curated record